AUGUCUAAGAAAUUUCUUUCAGAUCAAGAAGAAUUCGUAGUCAGACCAUGGCUUCAGUAUCUCCUACUUGCACUGGUAGUUGUCUUAGCACCUACUGUGAUCACUAUCUUUCACCGAAUCUAUAUACAUCCACUCCGAAAGAUCCCAGGGCCGACUCUGGCAGCGGCAAGCGACUUCUAUGGAUUCUAUCACAAUUUUUUCAAAGGGGGAGGAUAUUCAAAACGAUUUCGGGACUUCCACGUCAGAUAUGGUUCGCCGGUCAUCCGCAUUGGUCCGAACCAUGUUCAUGUGAAUAGCCCGGAGUUCUUUGAGGAAGUCUUUCAUAUAGGAUCGAAGUACAGUAAAGAUCCAGCAUUCUAUAAGAACUUUGGGGGUAUAGAUAGCAUGCUAGAUCCUGAAGACUUUCGUACAUAUCGCACCCACAUAUCACCUUUGUACUCAGCUAGGUCUGCCGACGGUCUUACACCGAGACUGCUGACAGAACUUCAAGCAAUUGGAAAACGACUAGAGCAAAAUGUAGGGACGGGCGCAGUCGUAAAUAUUCAAAAAUUGUUUCGAACCUUGAGCGCAGAUAUGGUUCUGCGAUUACUUUUCCCGCAAGGGAUCAACCUCUUCGAGUUUGACGGUUAUCAUCCCUUUUUAGACGCUUUUGAUACGAUUAUGACUAAGACAUGGCUGAGCGAGUAUCCCGGUUUCCUAGCACCUUUGCUCACCUAUCCUCUUGUCGGCAUGCUUCUUGGCCUUAUCCCUGGGUCAAGUUUUGCCAAGGUCAAUUUGGCUUACAACCAACAGUAUUGCGAAGGAUGGGCAAACGACGCUCAACUGCUUCGAGCCACGAAAAAGGAACGAGUGCGCGAUUCUCAUAUGACUCGAUAUUUAGAUAUAGACCCGACCGAACGUCAAAAGGCCAAGGCUAUUAUUCAUCCAUUAGAAGAUGUUUUCAACUUUGUUGCGGGAGGUAGCGAUACUACAGCAUACACAAUGUCCUGUGCUGUCCACUAUUUACUCAACUCUCCAGGCGCUCUUACCAAGCUCCAGGCCGAGCUUGACCAGUCUUCCCGUUUUAUCAGGGGGGACUUUGACCACAAAAAAGUCCAGAAACUCCCAUAUUUGAAUGCAGUGAUUAAGGAGAGUCUACGUCUCUCUAGUCCUGUGCCGGGAUGUCUUCCCCGGAUAGUUCCAAGCGGCGGCGCUCGCGUGGGGUCUAUCUACAUUCCCGCCGGUACGGCCGUAUCAGUAAGCCUAUUAUGCCUCCAACAGAAUGAAAAGCUGUUUCCGGAGCCCCAAAAGUUUAGGCCUGAGCGAUGGCUGGGCGAAGAGGGGAAGCUUAUUGAGAAGUGGAACAUCGCAUUUAGUCGAGGGCCUCGUCAGUGCGUCGGUACCAAUAUUGCCUAUCUUGAGUUACAUUCUUGCCUUGCUUAUCUCUUUUCUCAUUUUGAGCUUGCUCUUCCCAGCGACGGCAAGAAUCAAUUGAAUUGGGUUGACCGUUUCGUUGCGACAAAUGUAAAGGAAGUGGGGAUUAUUGUUGUGAAGAACCGAUGGAUUUAA
This is a messenger RNA of Daldinia vernicosa, 1548 nucleotides long. RefSeq names its product putative elymoclavine monooxygenase. The coding region runs from base 1 to 1548 and encodes 515 amino acids. Gene Ontology annotation, molecular function: monooxygenase activity; heme binding; iron ion binding. Lineage: Eukaryota; Fungi; Ascomycota; Sordariomycetes; Xylariales; Hypoxylaceae. The record is from RefSeq and is a predicted model, not a curated record. The transcript has 9 exons.